Messenger RNA from Aspergillus nomiae NRRL 13137, 1152 nucleotides. Its product is annotated as integral membrane protein PTH11-like protein. The record is from RefSeq and is a predicted model, not a curated record. Bases 1 to 1152 code for a protein of 383 amino acids. NCBI's taxonomy places the organism in Eukaryota, Fungi, Ascomycota, Eurotiomycetes, Eurotiales, Aspergillaceae. The transcript is spliced from 5 exons.
AUGUCAAGCCUUGUCAUCGGGACUGCGCCGGAGGGUCUGGACUUGUCCGAGAAUAGAAUCGCUCAGAAUGAUGCCACUGUUGGUGUUGUCAUGGGAAUUGCCACAAUUUUUGUGGGUUUGCGAUUCUGGGCCCGAACGACAAAUAAGAGUGCCGAUUUAGCAUAUGAUGACUGGUUUGUCUUGGUAGCAUUGGCGUUCGCAUAUGGGACGGGUGUAUGUUGUAUUUUAGGAGGUGCAUAUGGAAUAGGAAAACACAUAUGGGUGGUGGAUCAAAACGAUGUCCUGAUGAGCAUGAAAAUCAUCUUCGCUUAUGUUAUUCUUUAUGCCACGACAGUGCCCAUGGUCAAAUUGUCCGUGCUUCUUCUCUACCGCCGGAUUUUCCGCCUCACCUGGACGUUGUAUUUCUGUGCAUUUCUCUCCAUCGGAUAUACCAUCUCAGUUGCUACCACCAUCUCGCUGGCUUGCGUCCCCUCAUCUUUCUUCUGGACUCAAUGGGUAUAUCCUUUGAGUGGAGGCCACUGUCGGAUCAACCUCUACCAAUUCUAUUUGUGGAACGGUGUGGCCAACCUGUUCACCGAUGUCAUCAUUCUAUGUCUGCCCAUGCCGAUCGUCUGGGGCCUGCAGAUGCCCAAGGCGCAGAAAUGGGCCAUUAGCGGUAUCUUCCUGCUCGGUGGAUUCGUCUGCGUGGCCACGAUUGUCCGCAUCUCCGCCAUCACGAAAAUGAAAGAUUCCGUCGACAUCACCUGGGUAAUCGGCGACGCCAUGAUCUGGUCCAACGUCGAGCCCUGCAUCGGUAUUGUCAGCGCCUGCCUACCGACUCUGCGGCCGCUCCUGCGCCAAAUCCCCCAGCUGAGAGUCUGGGGGCUUUUCGGCAGCAGUGGACUCUCGGGCAAUUACAAGAUGACCGGCGACGGCACUUCCGGCACGGGGCAGCAGGAUACCGGCAACCGAUCGGCAUAUCGCUCCUCGACUGGUAAGAAGCAGCGAUUCUGGCCAGAAGAUGACGAAGUCUACCUGACUACCGACGUAGGACGUGCUGCCAGAGAGGAAGGCAUCAUCCCGUCCAACGGCUCGGCUGCCUCCAGCCAGGAACCCAUCGCUAUGCAGAUCAGGGUGAAGCAUAACUUUGAUUGGAGGGAGGACCACCCAUGA